Messenger RNA from Candida tropicalis MYA-3404, 1098 nucleotides. RefSeq lists its product as uncharacterized. NCBI's taxonomy places the organism in Eukaryota, Fungi, Ascomycota, Pichiomycetes, Serinales, Debaryomycetaceae. The transcript has a single exon. The coding region runs from base 1 to 1098 and encodes 365 amino acids. The record is from RefSeq and is a predicted model, not a curated record.
AUGAGUGACAUUAUAGGUACCAAGGUGGCUAUUCCAGGAGCAUCUGGUGCUGGUAUAAUUAGAUAUAUUGGUCCAAUCCAGGGCAAAAAUGGUACUUUUGCUGGGGUUGAGCUUCUAGGCACCUUGGCAACAACAAGAGGAAAAAAUUCAGGGUCUGUUGAUGGAAUCAGUUAUUUCCAGGUUGAGAUUCCCAAAAGUGGAUUGUUUCUUCCAUUUGAUAGAUUAAAGUCUGUAAAUCCAGGCUUACCAAACAAUAGAUUUUCUACUAGGCUGCCAUUGACACCGAUUAACAAUAGAUCCUACCAGAAUGCAAGGGUAAGCAUGAUUAAUGAAAACGUUGCUAAAUCUGAAGACAUGUCACUAAAAUACGAAGCUGAAAUAGCGGAAUUGCAACGAUCAUUACGAGAAAAGGAGAAGAGAUUGGAUAAUUUUGCCAGCCAGAGAGAAGAAUGGAGAGCAGCUAUGGAUGAAUUGGUUGCAGUUCAACAAGAAGGUAUUCAAACGUUUGAGGAUAGAAUCCAAGAGCUAGAACAAGAGAAUAUGUUACAACAGGAACAAAUCAAAAAAUCUCAUGAAUCGCUUCAAGCAGCUGAUCAUAAAAUCAAGGACCUUGAACAAAACAUUGAAGGCUUUUUAAGUGACAAGGUCAAUGGUGUUGAAAUUGGAGAUCACCAAAAGGAGCUAGAUAGAUUGAAACAUGAAUUAGCUGUCCGUCCACAAUUAAAGGAUCUUGAAGAGUUGCAAACUUCUUUGGAUGAAUUGGAAACAAUUUAUCAACAAAAGUUGGAUGAAAAAGAGGCUGUCAUCAAGGAUCUUCAAUUAGAGAACUCGAGACUCAAAGAAGAAAACAUCAAACUUCAUGAAGAGAAUAGCAAGAAAGUCUUAAAUGGUAAACUUAAUGGAGGCUCUGACUCACAAAGCUUAACCCCUCCUCUUCGUCUCAAUCAAAAUGUUACUGAUGAUGUGCCAAAAGAAUUGCCUAUUUAUAAAGCACUAAACCCAAGUGAUCCUAGUGAUGGAAAAAAUGAUUGGUGUGGGUUAUGUGAACGUGAUGGCCAUAGUAGUAUUAAUUGUCCAUAUGAGAAUGAUAUAUUUUAA